Messenger RNA from Vitis riparia (riverbank grape), 2320 nucleotides. Its product is annotated as WRKY transcription factor 44. The record is from RefSeq and is a predicted model, not a curated record. Gene Ontology annotation, biological process: regulation of DNA-templated transcription. The transcript has 7 exons. The coding region runs from base 570 to 2006 and encodes 478 amino acids. Lineage: Eukaryota; Viridiplantae; Streptophyta; Magnoliopsida; Vitales; Vitaceae. Gene Ontology annotation, molecular function: DNA-binding transcription factor activity; sequence-specific DNA binding.
CCACUCUCCUCCAGAAACCCUCAUUACUAAAUCCAAAACCCGAAAACCGAUUCAUAAUAACAAAAAUUAUUCAAAGCCACCCGUUCUCUUUUUCAGCAUUGCACCAAAUUAUCCUCCUUUUUCUUGUUUUUCUUCUGCACAGCUUUUCAAAGUGCAAACUGCCUCUCAUUUUGUGUUGCAGAACCUUCCUCUCUCUCUCUCUCUCUCUCUCUCUCUCUCUCUUUCCCUCUCUAGAAACCCGGAAGGUAGAGCUGAAUGGUAGAAUGAGAUUUCAGUCAAGCUAAACAGUUUCUUUGGUUGUUUGCUAAGUCUGGCUUGUAGAAGUUGAUUGCAAGUUUUGAGUAGCUGGAGCCAAUGUUAGCAACUGUCACAUCCCCAAGCCUCCAUUGAUUGUCAUUCUGUAUCAAGCUUUCCCCUGCAGCAACUUUGUAACCUUGUAUCUGCUAUCCAGAAACGGGAGUCCUAAGCAGUCUGGUUAUAAGAUGACUGAAGUUUCAAGUUCGUGCAUUUUUUUCAGUGGCACAUGUUGUUUUAACAAAAUUUAGCAGCACUCUAUUAAUCAAUUGAAAAUGGAGAUUAAAGAGUCUGAGAGGAUAGUUGUAGCUAAACCAGUUGCUUCAAGGCCUACCUGUUCCAGUUUUAGGUCUUUCUCUGAGCUCCUUGCAGGUGCCAUCAAUGCGUCGCCCCCAACCCCAUGUCCUGAAACUUCUUUUGCUGCCAUUAGACCAAAGACAGUGAGGUUCAAACCCGUGGCAAACCGUGCUCCAAUUGGGGUGGUUUCUUCCCAGGCUCAAGUAUCUGGAACAGAAGUUUGUAAUUCGUCUGAUAAGGUUUUAAAAUCAGACAGCAAACCCACUGUGGUAUACAAGCCCUUGGCAAAGCUUGUAUCAAAGACAACUGUUUCUCUGCUAGCAAAUCUGGGGAACUCCAAUAUGAGCCACCAGCAAACACUAGCACAGGUGGAGGCCCGUGUUCAACCUCCAAACCAAGAUAGACAACAUUCCAGACCUCACCUUAGCUCAAAUCUACAUCAGACUUUUCCAUCUCAAGAAGAAACAGAUAGAACAAGCGAGCCCUCUAAGACAGCAUCACAGAAUCUGGAAGAAGAUCAGAAACCUUUGCUUCCCUCAAGCAAUGGGGACCGACCUUCCUAUGAUGGAUAUAAUUGGAGAAAAUAUGGCCAAAAGCAAGUCAAAGGAAGUGAGUAUCCCAGAAGCUACUACAAGUGCACAUUCCCAAGUUGUCCUGUGAAGAAGAAGGUAGAAAGAUCAUUGGAUGGGCAGAUAGCAGAAAUUGUCUACAAAGGUGAGCACAAUCAUUCAAAACCUCAACCUCCUAAACGCAAUUCAUCAGGGACACUGGGGCAGGGAUUUGUAUCUGCUGAUGGAACUGGUCAAGAUACCAACAACCCAGCAUGGGGUACCCACCUGAAUGAGAGGAAUGAAGGUUCUGAAGGUAGAAUUGAGAAUCAGAAUGAAGUUGGAUUAUCCACCCAUUCAACAUAUCCAGGCAAAGCUCCACUAAAUUAUGAUUCUGGUACAACUGGAGCAUUAAAGGCAGGUGGUGGUACUCCAGAUAAUUCUUGUGGUCUUAGUGGAGAUUGUGAGGAAGGAAGCAAGGGAUUGGAGCCAGAGGAAGAUGAACCCAGGAGUAAGAGAAGGAAAAGUGAGAAUCAAUCCAGUGAAACAGUCAUUGUAGGGGAAGGUGCACAAGAACCACGUAUUGUUGUGCAAAAUUCUACAGAUUCUGAGAUCCUGGGUGAUGGCUUUCGCUGGAGAAAAUAUGGGCAGAAGGUUGUGAAGGGAAAUUCAUAUCCCAGAAGUUACUAUAGAUGCACUAGUCUCAAGUGCAAUGUGCGCAAGCAUGUGGAAAGAGCAUCAGAGGACCCAGGGUCAUUUAUCACAACAUACGAGGGAAAACAUAACCAUGAUAUGCCAACCAGGAAUACAAAUGCAGCAACCUCUGAACCAGAUAUGCAGGCCCAUACGAAUAAAGAGAAACCAUGAACGAUAGUGCUGUGGAAAUCGAUUAUCUAACGAAGUAUAGUUAAAAAAAAGUCCAGUUGGAACAGAAAUCAAACAACCAGAGCUAUUCUGACACUGGCCAUGACUAUUCCACUUUAACAUCCUAUCUUUUUCCCUGGGAAUUUCAUAUGUGAAGCCUUCUUGAUGAAGAUAAUUUUGUGUGGAAUAUAAUAAGAAUUUUCAGAUAGGUGGGAGUUAUCAUCUGUUUUAGCUUUUUCUCCAAUUGCUGCUUGCUCUUUAGCUAUGAGUACACUUUUAUCUUUUCAAUUGUUUUCUACUUGAUAGAAUUAGUAGAA